Didymodactylos carnosus is the source of this 1134-nucleotide messenger RNA. The record is from the annotation of a GenBank genome assembly. Lineage: Eukaryota; Metazoa; Rotifera; Eurotatoria; Philodinida; Philodinidae.
AUGAUAACAAAUAUUCACCAGUUAUUUCAAAAAUUUGAUAAAAACAAUGGACGACUCAUCGCUAAAACUGAUAUUCGUAAACUAAUUUUGACAUUAAAACAAGAAGAAACAGAGAAGCUUAAAAACACUGAAUUAUUUAAUGAUUGUCUAGAAAAUUGUUGUUGGUCAAUAUCAAGUAGACCAACAUCUUAUUCUAGUGUUUUAUCACGUAUUAGCCAAAUCGAUAUGAAACUCAUUGCUGAUUUACAUUACGGUACAUUACCGAUACCUGAUUUUGUUCAACUACCAGAAUUUACUUUAGAUAUACUCCCGUGCAUGAGAAAUGGUACUGUUUUAUUUGUUGAUUCGACUAGUGUCGCUCAUUUUCUACGCGAUAUUCAUCCACAAAUUCAAGUUGAUUAUAUUUUAAUGACUGGUGAUUCAGAUUUAUCCAUGCCUCACUAUAGCAUCUCAACUACUUUGACACAUGAUAUUUUUCAUGGAAAGACUCACAUUCGUCACUGGUUUGCCAUGAACUGCAACAAGAAUGAGUGGUCAAAAUAUUUCUCGUGUAUUCCCCAAGGUAUUAGUCAAUGGGCAAAUCAACGUUAUUACGUGCAAAUGGCUAGUGGAAAAAAUGAUAGUUUUUUCAAUACGUAUUUGAAAUUAAAUGAUUAUUGGCUUCUCACGUCGUUUAAUGUCGCAAUGAAUCCACAGAUAAGACAGUCUGUCUGGAACUUGACCUGUUAUGGACGAUUAAAAUCUAUUUCAAAAUGCCAUUUUGAGAAGGAUAUGAAUUUGUGGUCACUUUAUGUGCAUAUUGCACGAAGUAAAUUUGUUAUAUCACCACCGGGUAAAGGAUUAGAUUGUCAUCGGACGUGGGAAACACUUUAUUUAGGAUCAAUCCCAAUUGUUUUAUCAACAACAAUUGAUUCACUGUUUCAACGACUACCCGUUGUUAUCGUAAAGAACUAUGAGCAAAUUACGCUAGAAUUUCUUCAAAAGACAUAUGAAAAUAUGUUCAAGCAGAAAUUUGAUUAUAGCCGACUGUAUAAACAAUAUUGGCAGCAAAGAAUUGAUAAUUAUAGAUCAGGAAAUAUGAAAAAUUUGCAAAUAAAAUAUCAUUUAAAGGCGAAAGUGACUACUUGGAUAUAA